Didymodactylos carnosus is the source of this 369-nucleotide messenger RNA. NCBI's taxonomy places the organism in Eukaryota, Metazoa, Rotifera, Eurotatoria, Philodinida, Philodinidae. The record is from the annotation of a GenBank genome assembly.
AUGACCGAUGAAUUUAAUCGAUAUUAUAUUAAAAUUCGGACAAUUCUGGAAAUAGAUGCAAAGACAAUUUGCGAAGAACUUACAACAGCAUUGGGACCUGAUGCUCCAGCAUAUUCAACUGUUGCAAAAUGGGCGAAACAUUUUCGUGAAGGGAGAGAGGAUGUCAAUGAUGACUUUCGAUCUGAUCGUCCGAUUUCGGUACUUAGAGAUGAAAAUAUCGAACAAGUUCGACAAGUUGUCGAAGAUGAUUCGCAUUCAACCUACGAUGAUAUCAUAGCCGAGACUUCCCUCUCUCAUGGUACAAUCAUUCAUGACUGUUUAAAGAUGAGAAAAAUUCAAGGGGGAAACUGCGGACUUUAUAGACUUUAA